Molecule: messenger RNA, 1919 nt
Organism: Cercospora beticola
Lineage: Eukaryota; Fungi; Ascomycota; Dothideomycetes; Mycosphaerellales; Mycosphaerellaceae
Biological process (GO): cell wall organization
Cellular component (GO): cell surface; fungal-type cell wall; extracellular region
Molecular function (GO): glucan endo-1,3-beta-D-glucosidase activity
Source: RefSeq, a predicted model, not a curated record
CCACGCCGUCGCCGCCCACCACCACCGCCCCAUCCGUAGUCACUCGCUAUUUGGCUGUCCGCUUCACUCAUUUAGCGGCGGUCACCACGUUCCAGCACCAUGGUCUAUCUCACUGUGGCGGCGCUCUUGGCGUCUGGACUGCUGGCCUCGGUUUCGGCUGGGAAUGUGCAACAUCAAGCCCAUGGUCACGGCCAUCUUCACCGUAGAAAUAAUGCUGAGCAGCCGCCCAAAUAUAAUUCUCCGGCCCAGUACCAGCCCUCAACCCCCAAGGAGGCGGCGCCCAAGUACGAAAUUCCAGCAGAGUUGCAGCCAAAUGCCACGACUUGCGGUUGUUCAACGUAUACCACAACCUGGUAUGGCGAGGCAACACUGUACAACCCACACAAGCCAUCUAGCAGCUCGACCUCCGUAGAAGCAAAGCCUUCCCAACCAGCUCCAGCUCCAGCUCCAAAGCCAUACAGCCCACCAAAGCCUGCUGCUCCAGAGGCACCGAAAACACCAUCUGGUCCGUCUGACAAUGCCCCUCCUAAACAGCCAGCCCCACCGGCACACAGCCCACCCCAACAACAAGACCAACCCAAGCCCGCCCCUGCUCCACAAUCCAGCACCGACAAGCCUUCCAAUUCCGGCGGCAUUCAGCCCAAUGGCAAUCAAUGGGCCAUGACCUACACGCCUUACCGCGCAGAUGGAGGCUGCAAAUCCGCGGGCGAAGUCAACUCGGACAUCUCCAAAAUCAAGUCUAAGGGUUUCAACACAGUGCGUCUCUACGCAACCGACUGCAGCGGCCCAGAAAAUGUCGGCGCAGCCUGCAAAGCCAAUGGCAUGUCCAUCAUCCUUGGCAUCUUCAUCGACACCAAAGGUCUCGGCGCCGCACACGAGCAAGCUCAGGACCUGAUGGACUGGGGCAAGAAUGGCAACAACUGGUCUAUGGUCGUCAUGGUAGUCGCAGGCAACGAAGCCAUUUUCAGUGGUGCCGUCGCCGCUCAGGACAUGGCCUCCUUCCUCACCGACAUCAAACCUCAAUUCAAAUCCGCCGGGUACAAUGGUCCAAUAACCACGACUGAGCCUCUGAAUGUGAUGCAAGCCAACUCCGCUACCCUGUGCCCGGUCAUUGAUGUCGUAGGCGGGAACUUGCACCCCUUCUUCAACGGCCAAUACUCAGCUUCCCAAGCCGGUGAACUCGUGGCACAGCAGCUCAAAGAUCUGGCCGCGUGCUGCGGCGGAUCAAAGGAGGCCUACAAUUUGGAGACCGGCUGGCCGAGCCAGGGACAGGCGAAUGGUGUAGCAGUUCCCGGUGAGAAGGAGCAGAAGGAGGCAAUCGAGAGUAUCAUGGGGAAGGUGGGCGGCAAGAGUGUAUUCUUGUCAUAUGAGGACGAUACGUGGAAGGCUCCCGGGGAGUACGGCAUUGAGCAGCAUUGGGGAUGCGCGAGCGUUUUUGGAGAUUAGAGGGCGUGCGGACGAUAAGCAAGCGGUGGAAAGAAGGACCUGUGAGAUGAGGAUGGUGGAAGCGUGACACUCGGGAUGGAACGAUUCCGAGUGCCUCCAUUGUUUUGAUUUCUUGGUGGACUUUGGAUUUGCAGAGAUGUGCUUGAUGCUUGAUGGAAUUUUUGGAGAUAUGAUGUGCGAUGAAUAUAGCGACGGAGCAGGCGAGGUAUGCGCUCGUCUUGCGGGGUGGCGGGCAGGAUUGAGUCUUGGCCACUGUUACUAUUGCUGCCGCCACUGCUACUGUAUCACGAUCGAGAGCGCGGCGUUAUGAGAAGAAAUUGUUGUCUAUUGUUUUCUGGUUGUUUUUAUGAGCGUGCUUGGCAAGCAGCAAAGGGAAAUAUAGUAGCGUGAUACAUGAGAAGAAGCGUUUUGAGAUUGCAUCGUCUGAGCUGGCACCAACGUCCUCUUGUAUCUCCUUUUCUGUAGCGGGAUCA